Molecule: messenger RNA, 1206 nt
Organism: Sclerotinia sclerotiorum 1980 UF-70
Lineage: Eukaryota; Fungi; Ascomycota; Leotiomycetes; Helotiales; Sclerotiniaceae
Exons: 3
Coding region: 1-1206 (401 amino acids)
Source: RefSeq, a predicted model, not a curated record
AUGAUUGGAUUCAAAGUUCAACAGCUCCUAGAUUUUCCCCAGACUACCUUGUUUGCUGAAUCAUGUAGCUAUGCCUAUGCCAAAUCCGCGCUGAUCACUUUUUCGUCUCCUCUACUCUUGAAUGUGGCACCAUCGACGAAGCAAUCAGCGAAUCCAUAUUCCUUCUUCGAGCUCGCCGCCCAUUCCAUCUCCUCAAGUUCCGCCCAUCCCACCUCCUCACGUCCCGCCAAUCCCACCUCCCCACGUCCCGGUAAUACCUCCGCAUACCAUUCCCAAUGCCACUCCCAAUGCCAUUCCCAACGCCUCUCCCAGCACCACUACACAUCCGUAUCCCUCUCCCUCUCCCUCCGCGUCCCCCAAACCAUUUCUCCCGACAUCAUCACCAACCACCUCCUCACCCCCACCCAACUUCACUCCCUCAACCCCCUCGACCUCCUCAAUCCCCUCAAUCCCAUACUCCUCAACCCCACCACCAACCUCCUAACCACAAACCACCCAACCUACAAACAAUACAUCCAACUCAUCUUCACCAGCACCAGCACCAGCACCACCAAUCCACGCCGUACAUUGAGAGAAUCCCCAUGGUCACCUCUUAUUCGACAAAGUGCUCAGGAACGACGGGAGCGUGAGGAGCAUGCCAGGAGAGCCGAACGUGCUGAGGGUAUUUGGGGUACUGAUUACAAUUUAGAUAAUAUAUCGUUUCAUCCUCGAUAUACUCAGUAUGAUGAAGAUGAUGCUAGUUCUUCGGGUGCAUUGGAUACUCUGGAUACUACAUCAUCGUUUCGUUCUGGGUAUAUUGAGUAUACUCAGUCUAGUGAUCGCACUUUAGAUACUAUGGAUACUUGGGAUAAUACGUCAUUAUUCCAUCCUGGGGGUGAAUGGCGGAGGAAUUUUAGACGUGGGGGAGUUUUGGGGGAGGUGUUGGAGGAAGAGGAAGACCAAGAAACAAUACUCGAAGUACCACAAGAGACACUCGAAGCACUCGAAGCACCAGAAGCACCACAAGAAAUAACCUUCGAAGCACCAUCAGAUCAAGAAGAUCAAGAAAUUUACGAUUCAGACGACGAACUAUGGUACGAAGACGACGAGACAUUUUGGGAUUCGGAACCAGAACCUGAACCAGAACCAGAAUCAGAACAAUGGCAAGGACAAGGACAAGUAAAAAGACGUCUUGAGACGAUUUUUGAAGAGGAGGAUGAAGAAUAG